UGGGUAAUGAAAAAUAAACGCUUGCAAUGAUAGAGAGUUCUUUUUCAGUUGACACCUUGGACAAUUAUUCACGUCUCUAUCACUGCAAGGUUACUGCCGUUCUCGCAUCGAAGUACAGACAAGAUUACCUCUCAAGAUGGCGCAGGGAACUGUGAAGGGAGCUAUUUAUAUAAAAGCCUCGGGGUUUUUUCUCUUGUGAUAGACUGUCAAGACAAAAGAGAAGCCUCAGUUUCGCAUUAACAACUCCUCUCCAUGACAGGUGGAACGAUAUUUUCAUAAACACAAGGUGAAUAAUUGUAUUUUGUCGGUUGUGUCAAAGCGUGGUUCGUUUGACUUGAUCAUUUGAACCAGUACGUUCGUUCCUUCGACGACUUACACCAUCUUCAAGUGACUUGAUGUCGAACUUCACGAUGGAGUUCACAGGAAACCAAUCAAGAAACAAAAGUGAGAUUCAAGAUUCACCAAAGAGCACCGGAAGUAUAGAGGUCGGGGUCAUUAUCAUGGGUAUGUCCUGUGUCUGCGUCGUGGCCUGCGCCCUAAUUAUUCUACAAGUCAGGUCAUUGAACAGGCAACGUCAGCGCAGGCGCAGACAGCGUUCUUCUACAGUCAGUAUAAUGAUGGAUGGAGAGGACCCUUACCAGUCCUUUGCGCCUCCAACAUAUGAAGCCGUUAUUCGCAGCCCGCAUUUGUAUCCACCGUCCCCACGAUCAUCUGUGGCAUCGGUAAUCUCCAUUUCAAGCAUGCGCAGAGGAUCUUCUACUAGCAAUCUCUCUAAAGUAAGCGCCAUGAUCAAUUCGUACUCACAAGGGAGAGAUUCUUCUACCUUUUCUUCUGCCACACAAGACCAAUCCACCUCUUGUAUCACGAUAGAGGACCUCGAGGACCCUCCUCCGCCAUACCCAGGAAUCAUUGCGAGCACUUAUGCAGACCUUGACAUCCAUAUUCAUAGCAGGACAAAUGCUGCAUGUAACCAAAGAGACAGUUGUCAUAGUAACUCAGAAGAAAGAAAUGAAAUUAGGAAUACUACCAACGUCGACGAGACUACUGAAAGCCAGAUUAACAGCGAUAAUCUUCAAACUUUAAUCAACUCUAAUAAUAUCCCCGCGAACUCUUCGCGGAACAGAAGCAGUAGUCAUGGCAACGACAUACAAUUAUCAAACAAUAGUUACCAUAGAAACAGUGUACACAACAUGGGUGGUAACCAUAGCAACAGUGUUGAUAAAAGUAGGGGUCAGAGUGGUAGUAGAGGUUCAUUGUCUGGACAAAACAGCAGUAGUUGUGGACGAGCGAGGAGCGUGUCUGUUGUUUGUAGCUCGAACUUCCUUAUGCCUUCACAAGCAUGGGAACACUACCCCAGAGAACUGUCUUUUGUUAACUGUCAAUCAACUUCACAAACCUUUGGUAACAAUCCCUCUCACAAUUCUUAGGCUUGUUCCAGUCUCUCACACAAUUAUUUCUACAGUUGCUUAGAUAAUAUUCGAGGAUCAAAUCUAUUUUUUUAGAGUGGUGCCAGUCCCUCUCAUGAUUGUUUCAUGCCAGUGUAUAUCAAGUCAAUAACAGAUCUAGUUCGUUGUGAUAGCUGAUUCAUUAGGCACCAGGUCCUUGCGGUCUCAUAGCUAUGCAUUUCUCGUACCCAGGGCCCGUCUGGAUACCAGCUUUUAGCUGAAUGGGCCACCCUGUUUAAAUAAAGGUUCCAUAACCAUAGGAUUAAAGAAAAGAACAGAACAACAGAGAAAUCCAAAAAUUGAAAAGCCAAACAAAAACAAAUUGUUGUAUGUCGUAUAUUUUAUUUUUCGUUCAAAUUGUAUACACAUAUAUUUUCGACACUCUUAGCUAUCACGUGAGUACUCAACUCCUAUAAACGACAUUAUGAACUUGGUCUAUACUACACUCAUGAGAUGACAUUAACGUUUUCAUGUUGUUAAACAAAUGAAAAACCUACAUUCACCUCUUUACUUAUGGGUGUAUGCUUUCACAUCUUUGACCACGUGUCAUUCUCUUCAGAAUAUCAAUACUUCAUUUAAAUGGCAUCCAUAUUCAUGUGUCUUCUCUUGCUCAACCAUUAACCAAAGAAAUAAUCCUCAAUGGAAUGACACGUGGUGUGAAAUGCAGAACACCACGCGUUUGGAAAUUUUUGAUCACACAGGUCCGGUAGCAGCCAUGUUGAAAAACAACAGGCAACCCAACCCUGAUAUCUGGAAUACACUCGGCCCUAUAAAUACUAAAAUGCUGUAAAAAAUGAGUUGAUUCUAAAAAAUGGACGUCGUCCCCAGGCCCGCUCUUUUGGCCUCUUCCAAGAAACAAAGCACUCUUGAUAAAUCCAACUGGUAGAAAACCAUCCCAAAUACUUGAGCCGUAGUCACAAAUAGACGAUUUUUUGUAAGUUGCUUUCAUUCUUGGUAGAGACUAAAAAGACUGCAGGCUCAGAAAACAAAAUGGCCGCCACAACCACAUUGUGGCUGACGGCGCAUGCGCAUUAAGAAAUUUUUAUGAAAACUCUUAAGACUCUUAGUAAGUAAAAUACGUUAAUGUAACAUUAAAAAAAUACUCUCUCUCUCCA
Molecule: messenger RNA, 2560 nt
Organism: Actinia tenebrosa (Australian red waratah sea anemone)
Lineage: Eukaryota; Metazoa; Cnidaria; Anthozoa; Actiniaria; Actiniidae
Source: RefSeq, a predicted model, not a curated record